Molecule: messenger RNA, 1251 nt
Organism: Metarhizium album ARSEF 1941
Lineage: Eukaryota; Fungi; Ascomycota; Sordariomycetes; Hypocreales; Clavicipitaceae
Product: Peptidase M24, structural domain protein
Exons: 4
Coding region: 1-1251 (416 amino acids)
Source: RefSeq, a predicted model, not a curated record
AUGUCAGACGACAAGGACGCCGUUGACUACUCCCUCAACAACCCCGACACUCUGACCAAGUACAAGACCGCCGGUCAGAUCUCUGAAAAGGUCCUUGCUGAGGUCUCCAAGCUCUGUGUUCCUGGUGCCAAGAUUGUCGACAUCUGCCAGAAGGGUGACAAGAUACUCGAAGACGAGGUCAGCAAGGUGUACCGUGGCAAAAAGGUCACCAAGGGUUUCUCUCACCCCACCACUGUUUCGCCUGCCUCAUAUGUCACCCCGUACACCCCCCUAACCUCCGACGAGAGCGAAGCCGCUCUGGAGAUUCAGCCCAAGGAGCCCAUCAAGAUCCAGCUGGGAGCCCAGAUUGAUGGCUUCGGUGCCAUCGUCUGCGACACCGUUCUCGCCGGCGAAAAGAAUGAUGAGGUUCUUACUGGCCGGCCCGCGGACCUGAUUCUGGCUACCCACUACGCAAAUGAGCUGCUCCUUCGGUUGAUGGUCCCCCCGGGUCUCCUUGCCCAGGGCACCGACGAGGAAAAGGCGAAGGCUGCUUCUCAGAAGCCUCCUACCCAGGCCAGAAUGACCAGCCUCCUGGAGAAGGUUUGCCAGACCUAUGAUUGCAACCUUGUUGAGAGUACCACGUCAUGGUUAUUCGACCGCAAUGAGAUCGAGAGCAGCAAGAAAAUUGUUCUUGCUCCUCAGGAUGGCGGAAAGGGCGAUGGUGUGCCGGCUACGUCAGAAGUCUGGGGUGUCGAGAUGGGGGUUUCUCUUGGUUCCGGCAAGUGCAAGGCCUUGGACGGGCGUGCAACUCUGCACCGUCGCACCAACCAGACUUAUGGCCUGAAGCGCCCUACCUCCCGCAAGAUCCUUUCCGAGGUUCAGAAGAGGUUUGGCACCUUUCCCUUCAGCCUGCGACAACUCGAAGACGAGCGUGAUGCCAAGUCUGGUGUCGUGGAGUGCGUCCGUGGCAAUGUUUUCCGCCAGUAUGAGCUUGUUGGUGACAAGGACAACGCCCCUGUUGCCCGUCUGCUCACCACCAUUGCCAUUACCAAAAACGGCAUCACCAAGCUGGGUGGGCCCCCUGCCCUUGAUCUGAGCAAGGUCAAAUCUGACAAGAGGAUCACGGAUGAGGAGAUCCUCAAGAUUUUGGAGCAGCCUUUGGCCAGAAACACGGGAAAGAAAAGCAAGAGCAAGAAGAAGAAGAAGCCUGCCAAGAAAACAACCGCCGCCGCCGAGGAGUCUGAAGACGAUUCCGACGACAGUGAUGAGUAA